UCUUUCUCCUCUAUACUGUUGUCCUUUAUAUUCAGAUUUCUGAUCAUACGCCGCCGUCAAUCACAACAAAAAAGGAGAAAAACUAAAAGCAUGUCCUCCCCAUCUUCAGAUCAUUCUUCCACUGUUCACCCUCCUCCAUAUGUAGUGGACGACUGUCGCGGCGUCCUUCAAGUUUACAGCGACGGUUCCAUCGUGCGCUCUUCAAAGCCAAGCUUCAACGUUCCCGUACACGACGACGGCUCUGUUCUGUGGAAAGAUGUCGUUUUCGAACCCACCCAUAACCUUCAGCUUCGUCUCUAUAAACCCGCUGAUUCCUCUUCCUCCUCCAAGCUUCCGAUUUUCUACUAUAUCCACGGUGGUGGCUUCUGCAUCGGCUCCUUUACCUGGCCCAACUUUCACAACUACUGCCUCCGUCUCUCUUCGGAGCUCAGAGCCGUCGUCAUCGCGCCGGACUAUCGGCUGGCUCCGGAGAACCGACUGCCGGCCGCUAUGGAUGACGCAUUCGCGGCGGUCAAGUGGCUCCAGGCUCAAGCCACCAGCAAUGACCCGGAUCCGUGGCUGACCGAAGUGGCCGAUUUCGAUCGGGUGUUCAUUUCAGGCGACUCCGCGGGCGGAAACCUUGCUCACUAUCUGGCGGUUCGGCUGGGUCGCGGGUCGCCCGAGAUGGCGCCGCUUCGGGUCAGAGGCUACCUCCUCUUGGCACCCUUCUUUAGCGGCAACGCAAGAACCCAAUUGGAGGCUGAAGGUCCAAAAGACGCUUUCCUCAAUUUAGAACUCAUGGACAGAUUUUGGAGGCUUUCUGUGCCGAUUGGAGCUGACAGGGAUCAUCCCCUUGUGAAUCCAUUUGGGCCAUCGAGCAAGAGCCUUGAAGGCAUUGAUCUGGAUCCAAUACUAGUGAUUGUUGGAACAAGUGAUUUGCUGAGAGAUAGGUGCAAGGAUUACGCAGAUAGGCUUAAGAACUGGAGGAAGAACAUAGAAUAUGCAGAAUUUGAAGGAAUGCAACAUGGAUUCUUCACUGUCGAUCCUAAUUCAGAAGAUGCAAAUAGGUUGAUGGUAAUCAUCAAACAAUUCGUAGAGAAACAUUCAUUCUGAAUCUGAAUUAUUCAGCCAGUCUCGCAGCUCCUGAUUAUCCCUGCCAAAGCUUGUGGGGCUUUCACUAUCAGUAUUUUCCAAUAAGGUUCUUGUCACAAGUGAACCAGUGAACCAGAACCGUGCUAUAUUACUUACAUGGUUAAUGCGUGUGUUCUCUAAGUAUUGCUGGGACAAGUCGCCCGACGAGUGAAUUCAUGGAAUGUUUUCUACUUUCUAGUU
Molecule: messenger RNA, 1311 nt
Organism: Neltuma alba
Lineage: Eukaryota; Viridiplantae; Streptophyta; Magnoliopsida; Fabales; Fabaceae
Product: probable carboxylesterase 15
Exons: 2
Coding region: 91-1092 (333 amino acids)
Molecular function (GO): hydrolase activity
Source: RefSeq, a predicted model, not a curated record